Onthophagus taurus is the source of this 526-nucleotide messenger RNA. Lineage: Eukaryota; Metazoa; Arthropoda; Insecta; Coleoptera; Scarabaeidae. The record is from RefSeq and is a predicted model, not a curated record.
AAAAACUUGAAAUUGUCAAAUCUUGCAAAGGGCGUUGAGGUUAUGUUAAAACGUAAUAACAAACUGAUAAUAGAAAAGGGCCCCACAUGGCGAAAUAUAUAGCUCAAUUAAUAGUAGCGGGUUCGCAAGUGAUAGGUAGAGCGUUCGCUAGGGCCGUAAAAGAGGAAAUAGCCGCAUCGCAAGACGCCGCAAAAAGGUUAGGUAAUAAUAAAACGAGGGCCGAACGACUAAACAACACGAAAACGGGGCUUUCGCUCGAAGAGGCCAAACAAAUUUUGAAUAUUGAUAAAUUGGAUGUGGAGGAAAUUAAUAAACGUUACGAUCACCUAUUUAAAGUUAACGAUAAAGGAAGUGGGGGAUCGUUUUAUAUACAAUCGAAAAUCGUGAGAGCCAAAGAACGAAUCGAUAUGGAAUUUAACGCGACGAAAGCAUCGGAAGGUCCGCCUAAAGUGUAAAAGUUAAUUUUAGUUGUGUAGAUGAAGAAUGUGUAAUUAAUUAGAAAAGAUAAUUAAAUUUAUUCGUUUUA